This is a messenger RNA of Suillus clintonianus, 4552 nucleotides long. RefSeq lists its product as uncharacterized. Bases 328 to 4350 code for a protein of 1340 amino acids. Gene Ontology annotation, cellular component: cytosol. Gene Ontology annotation, biological process: cortical actin cytoskeleton organization; regulation of cell shape; cell migration. Gene Ontology annotation, molecular function: actin filament binding; small GTPase binding. Lineage: Eukaryota; Fungi; Basidiomycota; Agaricomycetes; Boletales; Suillaceae. The transcript has 14 exons. The record is from RefSeq and is a predicted model, not a curated record.
CAAUCUUAGUUUGACUGUAACGAUGAUUGCAAUUGGUGCUGCUCAUCGCAUUAUCAUACAUUGUCCUAUCAAGACACGGUCACUACACCCCCCGCGCAUUAUAAUAGUAUUUCCCUCAUGGCCAUGCCAGAAUGGAUAUCUUGUUCCCAUGACCUGUUGUCCCAGUACUUGAAGCUUUGAAGCUCCGGAAUCCGUCACGACAGGCAGGACUAGACUAAGUGAUACGAGCUCAGGCGUUGUAACAUACUUAACCGGCUUCCACUGGCCAUCGUCGGGCGAUCGAACUGGAUGAAGUGAUUGACACGAUCAUAAAAUAUCUGGACUGUCAUGGCGGAUGUCUCACUCAUAGUACCCGUCCUGUUGGCUAACGGAUCUCUUCACCACCUCAGCGUAUCAUCCAAGGCACUUGCCCAGGACCUUAUCGGGGUACUUACCGUUCAGGAGGAAGUGAUAUCUGGCAUCCUCGGUGAGUUCCAGGAUACUGGCUGGGCCCUGCAGCACGUUCGUAGCCAACCGAAGGGUCGUAAAUGGGAAGAGGCAGAACUCGAAGCUCUUGGGGAUGGCAUCAUCGACCCGUCGACUCCCAUAGCUCCUUUGCUGGAAAAAUCAGACGAUCUAGCGAUAAAUGCGUCUCAGAGACACUUCUCCACGUUUCCUCUGACAUCCCAUUUGCAUUCCCCAGCACUACGCUUGGUUUCGCUACACGCGGCUCUGUCAUUGUCUCUCUCAUUUAUGCGCGUGCCCGAGAUUCAUGACGGGUUUAUUUGGACGGUGUAUUAUGCUCGGAGUUCAAUUGUAGAGGAUGUCAUUCGUUCUGUGGUUGAGGACUUGGGCCUUGCUAAGAGUUUACCAAUGGCCGGAGGGGGUAGCAUUGAGUACGUCAUUGAGGAAGGCGCUUCGAGGAUGUCAUCUUCAUUGGUAUUAUCUGACCUUGUCCAGGCAUCCUCGGCGAAUUCCCACCAGAAGCCUAUAUGGCGGUUCUGCGUACCAGAGGAAUGGUAUCUUCGCCCGCAAGCUCUUUCACCAUCCUCCAUGCAGCCUUCCGAAGACACCUUGAAGCGUUUUGAGGAGAUGCAAGUAGAAGAGGAUGAUGUACAGGGUACCGCAAAGCAGAAGAAGUCUACUCUCGAUGCCUUGACGGUGGAUCCUGGCACCACACGACCAGCUUCUCCAGAUUGGCGUGGUUCAAUCACGAGUAUGUUUGCGUGGCAGCAGUCGACACCUCCUGCCUCGCCACCGUCGUCCAAGAAACGCAAGAGCGUGAGCGAUCCGGUCCUCGUCCAGCAACAUACUGGUGCAAGCAUUACGUCGGUAUCGCAAUUAAGUAUUCCAGAAGAAGAAAUACUGGAGAUAGAUCGAGCCGAGUUCGAACGUUGCCUCGAUCACAUGGCAUUGAAAGGAGACGCAAGAGACAAGAUGCACCUAUUACCGGCUGCUAAGAAAUGGCAGAUUAUGGAACAAGAACGGGCUUUCCAUCCGACUCUCGACGGGAAGACUCCUCGACUAUCUCAGUCUACACAAGCCACACUGGGAGCUUCUGGCGGGGGAGCUUUCCUCCCUCGUUUGGUUCCCCAGCUAACGGGCGACUCAGGAAUACUGAAGCGAUUCUCCAUGGCGACUUGGGGCACAAGCACCGCUGCACCACAAGUCUUAUCUCCCGAUCCCAACCGAUCUAGCGGCGAAUCUGACAAAGUCGCGGAGACGAUGCAACCCCUGCAAUCACAGACUACUGGCAGUAUGUUCGGCAACUGGUGGACGUCUUCAGGUGGAGAGAAGAGCAUAGAAACAGAGAGUGCGAUAUCUGCGAAGCGAUAUGUGGACGGCUUGCGCAGAAUGAAGACGGAUUCUCGGCUCGUCAAACAUCUCAUUUCCCUCCGAGUACAUCUAUCUACUACAAAGUUACCGUGGAUCGAGGAUUUUGUUGCGGAAGAUGGGAUGAACGCAAUGGGUGGCGCGCUCGCAGUGCUCGUCGGCAAGGGCGGGAAGAGGAGGGUCCUAGCGGACAUGGAAAGCACAGUACUACUGGAGAUUAUCAAGUGCCUCAGGGUACUCCUCAAUACUCAGGCCGGAUUUGACAGCGUUUUGUCGUCUUCUACAAUCAUUACUCAUAUAGCGUAUUCCCUUUACGCCGCCUCUCUAAAGACACGGACGCUUUCUGCAGAACUUCUUGCCGCGAUCUGUGUAGUUUCGCUCAACCAGGGUCACAAGGCCGUUAUGGCGGCAUUGUCAGAAUACCGCAUCGCCUAUGAUGAACUGUACCGCUUCGAGUCUCUGGUCGCUGCUUUGCGUAUAUCAGAUGGCCAGAGUAAUGACGCUGCAGCCAACGGCGCCUCCUUACCUGAUGAGGAUGGUAUAUGGGAGGCACGAACUGCUUUCAUGGCCCUCAUCAAUGCGCUCACAAACUGUCCUGAGUCCCUGGAAGACCGCAUUUUGUUGCGUGAAGAGUUUGGGCGGCGAGGCUUGAAUGAAGCCAUAGUGACUCUCCGCUAUACGAAACCGCCGGACUCUUUACUGACUCAACUGGAUCUUUACAUGGAGGAGAAGUACGAGGAUGAAGAAGAUCUUCGAGAGCAAACGCGAAAAGCUGUGUGGGGCGGUGGGGGUCGCGGACGGGAGCGCUCUGAAUCAGAUAUCUUUCUGGAUGAUCUUCUACAAAGUGCGAGCGACGUGGAGCUCGGAUUUAUAUUAAUGAGUAUCUUGCGCCGCUUGUCUUCUAUCGUGAAGAGUGACGCUGAGUUGAACCUCAAAGUUGAUCAACUAGCUAUAGUGGAUACGUUUUUGGAUCAGAUCUCUACUGCAGAUGAUGUUGGCUUGGGCUGGAUCCCUCUGAUUACGAGGUUUCUUGAUGCAGUACGGCCCAUUACUGGCCAAGGUAUAAGCAUAGAUGCCGUCGAUGGUAGGGCAUCAUCGAAGAUGAAGCACGAGCUGGAAAGUCUUCGCGUCCAAAUAGAUGAUCUAAUUCAGGAGAACUCGGCACUCAAGACAAGGCUUGAACAACGCGCAGGAUCAAAUCAGCAGAAGCCGAGUUCUCCUAGCAAAGGAGGAAAUGAGAACAGACUUGUUCAACGGCUGAUGCAGAAGGAGAAGGAAGUUACUCAACUACAGGCGGAACUUGACCGCUUGAAUUCUCAAAUUUCGAACAACGCGCACGAUGCUGAGGAGCAAGCAAGGAAAGAACGCGAAAGGGCAAGGUUUCACUCCCUCCACGAAGAAAUGAACAAAAUGCAGCUUCAGUUGGGUAAAAUGAGUGACACUCUUUCCGCUAAAGACAAGGAGGUUUUAUACCUUAAACGCGCUCUUGAAUCAGUGUACUCACGCUUUCAAACGAGGGAAGAGGAAAGAGCUUCGGACAUGGACGCUCAGCUCAUUGCGAGCCGCACCAUCGAGAAUCUUGCCAAGCGAGAUAACGAACUCACAGCACUGAAGGCGGAGGUUUCAGGCCUCAAGCAGUUAUUAGCUACGAAAUCAACACCUAUGUCAGAAAUAGAGUUCAAAUCUCGGAAUGCGCCCCCUCCACCUCCACCGCAAGGUUUAAAGUAUAGAGCGAUUCUACGAACGCCCGAAGAAACAGAUGUCAGUGCAGUAUCGAAUGCGACCGGCGUCCCUCCGCCGCCGCCGCCGCCGCCUCCACCUCCACCUCCGUGGACUGUUCCACAGCGCAAAGAGUCCCCUCCUAUGGAGUCCAAGGACGUCAAUCAGGCUACCUUUCCCUCUCCUGCUCCUGCUCUUCCUGCUCCUGCUCCUCCUGCUCCUCCUGCUCCUCCUCCUCCACCACCACCGCCUCCGCCGCCUCCUCCCCCAUCAUUUACUUCUUCAGGUUCUGCACUUUCGUCACCUCCACCACCUCCACCACCGCCUCCACCCCCGCCGCCUCUCCCGCUCAACGAUUCACUAGCUCAGUUGCCACCAGGACCCCCCGGAACUCCACUUCCACCCCCACCCCCACCGAAUGGAUCUGCAAUCAGGAUAGGAAAUAAAGCCAAGGCCACCGGACCAAGAUUGAAGCCAUUCUUCUGGACAAAAAUCAAUAAUCAGAACUGCGGCACCACAGUCUGGGCGGAAUCGUCGAUAUCACUGGAUUUCAAGCUAGAUGACCUUGAAGCGACGUUCACAAUAGAUAAUACACCGAACUCACCUCCCAAAACCGCAAAUCCCACCCGGAAACAAAGUGUUACGACCCUUCUGGAUAUUACUCGCGCUAAUAAUAUCGCUAUCAUGCUCUCGCGGUUUAAAAUGACCUCUCCUGAAAUACGUCAAGCUCUGCUAAAUCUCGAUGACAAACUGUCCAUCGAUAACUUGAAAGCCAUCAGCAAGCAGCUACCAUCUCCGGAAGAGGUCCGUUAUUACUGACUGCCUUCUCGCUCUACUCCAACCUCUUAAAUGUCCUUGAUAAGAUCGCUCGUAUAAAGGAUUUCGGAGAUGUAAGCAAGCUAGCGACGGCUGAUCAAUAUCUGAGUGUCAUUAUGACGAUUCCGAGACUUCCGCAGCGGCUAGAGUGCACGAUAUAUCGUCAGAAGCUCGAACUCGAGAUCGAGGAAAUUCGUCCGGAUCU